UUUUUGUUUGGUAUCAAAUAAUUUUACCAAAAAUUAUUGUAUAUAAAUAAAUAGUAUUUUUUUGAAAUUAUGAAUAAUUUACGACAGUUAAAUAAAUGCUGUACACAUUUACCCCAUCGAACAAGGUCGUAUUUGUGCUCAAGGAAUUUGAGGUCAAGAAUGAGCCGAUUCUGGGCUAUAAAUCGGGUUCACCGGAGAGACAACAAUUGGUGGACAAAUUGCAACAUUAUUACAAUACCACUACUGAGAUACCCAUCGUGAUCAAUGGCAAACGGUUCACCACCGACCAGGUGAAAUACCAGUGCUCGCCAUUUGACCAUCAGCGAAAAGUAGCCAAAUACUACCUGACCUCACCCGAGCUGUUCCGUCAGGCCAUAGAGGGCGGGCAACGGGUGCGCCGGGACUGGGAGGCGCUCAACCUGAACGACAAAAUUACCAUAUUUUUACGGGCGGCCGAUCUGAUGAGCGGCAAAUAUAAGCAGGACCUGAACGCCACCACCAUGGUGGGCCAGGGAAAGACAGUAAUACAGGCGGAGAUCGACGCCGGGUGCGAACUGCCGGACUUUCUCCGAUACAACGCUCUGUACGCCAAAGACAUGUACAAAUACCAGCCCCUGAGCCCACACCCGGACGUCACUACAAACACCUACCGGUAUAGGGGUUUGGAGGGCUUUGUGGCCGCAGUGGCGCCCUUCAACUUCACGGCCAUUGGCGGCAAUCUGGCCACCGCUCCCGUACUGAUGGGCAAUGUUAUGCUAUGGAAACCCGCGAGCACUGCCGUACUGUCCAAUUGGAUCAUUUACCAGAUAUUGGAGGAGGCCGGAGUGCCACCCGGUGCGUGUGCCCUAUGA
Medioppia subpectinata is the source of this 851-nucleotide messenger RNA. Lineage: Eukaryota; Metazoa; Arthropoda; Arachnida; Sarcoptiformes; Oppiidae. The record is from the annotation of a GenBank genome assembly.